Molecule: messenger RNA, 556 nt
Organism: Tilletiaria anomala UBC 951
Lineage: Eukaryota; Fungi; Basidiomycota; Exobasidiomycetes; Georgefischeriales; Tilletiariaceae
Exons: 4
Coding region: 182-502 (106 amino acids)
Source: RefSeq, a predicted model, not a curated record
AAGUGGCUGAACUACAAACAUAGUGAGAAUGGCUUAUCGUGUGCAGGGUUCUUGCAAGAUCGUGAUUCUCAGCAACGUAAACGACCAGGUUGCUGUCUCUUUCUGUAUACCUACCCACACGCAACGACGAUAUAAACCGUGUUUCCACAAAUGAGGCACGAAUUGCGAAGAGCAUCCCACCAUGGGGAAGCAGGCUGUUUCGUUGGGAUGUCUGGUUUUUCAAUUCGCAUGGAUAUUCGAGAUAACCACCAUGCUCUCUACAUAUGGCUUUUCACACCCAUCAGAUACCUCUUAUCAUUCGUCGAUCCCGACCUUUGUUUCUUCGUUUCGUCGGACGCCUUCAUCGAGGUCAACUACUGCACUUGUUCCACCUGAGAAUGCGGCAAGAAUAAAUGCGUCGCCUGGUAGGCGUGCGCGAACUUCGAUACGCUAUGUGAAAAAUGCAAAUGGACCACUGGGUAUACUUUCAAGUCUUGGCCAGGACUCGGUCACGAUGUUGUAAUCGGGUAGGGGGAUUUGUGUUAUCCAGACCAUGGGCUCAGUUGUGCAAUCUGCU